AUGGGGAAAGUUACUAAAUCUACAACCGAGGUUGCGGAUACGAAAACUGGCUCAAAGAAAAGAUCAGUGGAUGAUGUGGAAGCAAAUGUUAAAGGAAACGAUGAAACCUUUUCUGUAGAUGGAUUAUUAGAUGGUGAAAGUGACAGUGACGAUGAAGCCUUUGAAUCAGCUCAAGAAGAGGAGGGAAAAUCUUUGCAGGAGGCUGAAGAAAAUGAUUCGGAUGCAGAAUUGAAUAAACUAUUAGCCGAAGAAGAAGGAGAUAGUGGCGAAGAAUAUAAUACAUCCGAUUUUGAUGAUGACAAUGAGGACACCAAGAGCUUAGUUGAUAAGCUAUCAGGUGUGAAGUUGAAGACCAUAGCGGAUCCUAACGUCUAUACUAAAUUUUCCGAUGGGCAACCGAGAAUCAUUAAACCAGAAAUUAAUCCCGUUUAUGAUAGUGAUGAUAGUGACGUGGAAACUAAAAAUACCAUUGGUAACAUCCCUCUAUCUGCCUACGAUGAAAUGCCACAUAUUGGUUAUGAUAUUAACGGAAAAAGAAUUAUGAGACCUGCUAAGGGAUCUGCAUUGGAUCAAUUACUGGAUACCAUUGAGUUACCAGAAGGUUGGACCGGGCUUUUGGAUCAAUCAUCAGGUGCUGCAUUGAAUUUAACCGAAGAAGAAUUGGAAUUGAUUUCUAAGAUUGAGCGUAAUGAACAAACCGAUGAUACUAACCCAUAUGAACCAUAUGUGGAUUGGUUUACUAGACACGAGGAAGUCAUGCCAUUAACUGCUAUCCCUGAACCUAAGAGAAGAUUUGUUCCAUCCAAGAAUGAAGCGAAGAGAAUUAUGAAGAUAGUUAAGGCUAUUAGAGAAGGUCGUAUUAUUCCUCCAAAGAAAUUGAAGGAACUUAGACAAAAGGAGGAAAAUGAAGAACAUUAUAAGUUUGAUCUAUGGGGUGAUUCCACUGAAACCAAUGACCAUGUCAUGCAUUUAAGAGCACCCAAGUUACCUCCUCCAACGAAUGAAGAAAGUUAUAACCCACCAGAAGAAUAUUUAUUGAAUGAUGAGGAAAAGAAAGAAUGGGAAAAUACUGAAGUUGCUGAAAGAGAGAAAAAUUUUAUUCCACAAAAGUAUGGUGCUUUGAGAAAAGUUCCUGGUUAUGGUGAAAAUAUCAGAGAAAGAUUUGAAAGAUCGUUGGAUUUAUAUUUGGCUCCACGUGUGCGUAAGAAUGUCCUUAAUAUAGAUCCCGAAUCGUUGAUUCCAGAAUUACCAUCACCAAAGGAUUUGAGACCAUUCCCAAUUCGUUGUUCUACUAUCUUUGCUGGUCAUAAGGGGAAGAUCCGUACUUUAUCUAUUGAUCCAUCUGGAUUAUGGUUAGCCACUGGUUCAGAUGAUGGUACAGUUAGAGUUUGGGAAAUCUUAACCGGUAGAGAAGUUUAUAAGGUUUCUUUGAUAGAUGAUACAGAAGAAAACUCCGAUGACCAUAUUGAAUGCAUAGAAUGGAAUCCAGAUAAGGAAACCGGUAUCUUAGCUGUUGCUGUUGGAGAAAAUAUUCAUUUGAUUGUUCCACCAAUAUUUGGGUUUGAUAUUGAAAAUGCAGGUAAGACUAAGAUUGAACAUGGGUUUGGGUUUGAUACAUUUGGAACUGUUAAAAAAUCCAAUAUGGAAGUCAAUGGGAGUGAUGACGAAAAUGAUGCUGAAGCUAACAAUGUUGCUGCUGUCAAGAAACAAAUUGCUCAAUGGAAUAAACCUAGUCAAAAGCAACUGGAAAAGGAUAUCUGUAUUACCAUUACAUGUAAAAAAACCGUCAAGCGUCUUUCAUGGCAUAGAAAGGGUGACUAUUUUGUCACUAUUCAGCCAGACUCUGGUAAUACAUCUGUAUUGAUUCAUCAAUUAUCCAAGCAUUUAACUCAAUCACCAUUUAAGAAAUCGAAGGGUAUAAUUAUGGAUGCUAAAUUCCAUCCAUUCAAACCUCAACUAUUUGUUUGUUCUCAAAGAUAUAUUAGAAUCUAUGAUUUAUCCCAGCAGACACUAGUAAAGAAAUUACUUCCAGGUGCACGUUGGUUAUCCAAGAUUGAUAUACAUCCACGAGGCGAUAACUUAAUAGCAUCCUCAUUUGAUAAGCGUGUCUUGUGGCAUGAUCUUGAUUUGGCCAGUACUCCAUACAAGACAUUAAGAUACCAUGAUAAGGCUGUGAGGAGUGUUAAUUUCCACAAGAGAUUACCACUUUUCAGUUCAGUGGCAGAUGACGGUAACAUCCAUAUCUUCCAUGCUACAGUCUACGAUGAUAUGAUGAAGAAUCCUAUGAUUGUGCCCUUGAAGAAACUAACUGGUCAUAAGAUAAAGAACAGUCUGGGGGUUCUAGACGCUAUCUGGCAUCCAAGAGAGGCAUGGUUAUUCUCUGCCGGUGCCGAUAACACUGCACGUUUAUGGACAACCUAA
Naumovozyma castellii is the source of this 2421-nucleotide messenger RNA. It is a transcript of the gene ERB1, whose product is annotated as ribosome biogenesis protein ERB1. The transcript has a single exon. Bases 1 to 2421 code for a protein of 806 amino acids. Lineage: Eukaryota; Fungi; Ascomycota; Saccharomycetes; Saccharomycetales; Saccharomycetaceae. The record is from RefSeq and is a predicted model, not a curated record.